AUGACGUGUGUUGGGUCCGAGGUGGUGACGUCACUUCUGGUCCCGCCACUGGAAGAGGAGAGGACCAGCAUGGAGGGUUACAUCACUGAAUAUAUCACCCCCUCCGUCUACGACGGGGACAGCGAUGGCGCCAUCAAAGUCCCCUCUCCAGACACACUUUAUACGGCAGUGCACAGUGAAUAUGGAGCUCCUGACUCAGAACCACCAGACAGCCCACGCUCAGAGAUCACCGAGGGCUACAUCAAUGGAGACGCAGCAGUCAGCGACGGUUACUCCGUGGAUGCCUUCUUCAUCACAGACGGCCGGUCGCGUCGCAAGGUUUUGGCCGCAGGCCGUGCCAUACAGAGGCACAGCUGUAGCGAGUGCGGGAAGAGUUACGCCACGUCUUCCAAUCUAAGCAGGCACAAGCAGACUCACCGCAGUCUGGAUAGCAAGCUUGCCAAGAAGUGCCCCACCUGUGGCAAAGUAUACGUGUCCAUGCCGGCCAUGGCCAUGCAUCUCCUCACCCAUGACCUCAAGCACAAGUGCGACACGUGCGGCAAAGCCUUCAGCCGACCGUGGCUCCUCCAGGGCCAUAUGAGAUCCCACACCGGGGAGAAGCCCUUCGGCUGCGCCCAUUGUGGGAAAGCCUUCGCCGACCGCUCCAACCUCCGCGCGCACAUGCAGACGCACUCCGCCUUCAAACACUACAAGUGCAAACGAUGCAGCAAGACCUUCGCGCUCAAGUCAUAUCUCAACAAACACUACGAGUCGGCCUGCUUCAAGGGGGCCGUGCCUCCGCUCAGCCCAAUGGAAGAUUGAGGGCGGUACCGUCAUCACCAUCCCGCACUUGUUA
This is a messenger RNA of Nanorana parkeri, 835 nucleotides long. Its product is annotated as transcriptional repressor scratch 1-like. The record is from RefSeq and is a predicted model, not a curated record. Lineage: Eukaryota; Metazoa; Chordata; Amphibia; Anura; Dicroglossidae. Gene Ontology annotation, biological process: regulation of DNA-templated transcription. Gene Ontology annotation, molecular function: DNA-binding transcription factor activity, RNA polymerase II-specific; RNA polymerase II cis-regulatory region sequence-specific DNA binding. The transcript is spliced from 2 exons. The coding region runs from base 1 to 801 and encodes 266 amino acids.